AUGUGGUCCAAAGCACCGUUCAGGUCGCGUCAACCAAUCGACAACUCCACCGAGGCCGGAACAACGUCAGCGUACCAGAUGCAGUCCUCGGCGAAAAUCCCCUUGUCGAACCAGCCCGUGAAGAGGUUACCCAGAUUGCCUCAUGAGCCAACCGCCCCAGCAACUGGUCCAUAUGAUGCGACGGCCGUACCGCCGUCGAGGAAGAGCUCCGUCGGCGAGGAAGAUUCAAGUGUGUCUCCAGCAAUUUCGCCCAUGCUGAGUCUGCGCACCCGCGACAGUGAGGAAAGCUUCUGCGUCUCUUCCAUGGGAGACGAUGAUGAUCACAAUCAAGAGUACUCGUAUGAGACGCCAAGCGCUUUCAACCCUUUGAACCCAGGCCGCGGCGCCCCAGAGCCGUUCCUCGCAGUUCACUCGCGGCCCUCACGGGAAAGGCUCCAGCUGUCGCAAGGGACGCCUCAGCCCCCUCAUCUCUCGUCCGCCGCACCCAAACAACCGGUGCCUGCUGGGUUGAAUGCAGCAAAUGACCCCUCUAGAGGCGUCGCAGGAUGGCAAAAUCAAGCACCGCCGCGUAGCGCAGCCUUCCACAAGUCCUCCGGUUCUCACACAACAAACCUCUUCAGUUGGGGUCGGGAGCAAUUUCAGCCUAGAAACAAGCACGAGCGAGCCCGAGGCCGGAUGCUCAGCCGCUCCAGAAAUGAGAUCGACUCAUCCCCAUACGGUCAACGGUCCAUGUCGCAGAACAAACCUCCUGCACAGCAUGCGCGACGGGAUACAAUUUCCCCACCACAGGAUACGAAUCUUGGGUUUGUGCCAACCGUGGUGACUACAAUUACCGCUGGGGCCCCCGAACUCCUUCCAGAGCCCUUGCCUCCGAUCAAUACAGAAGAGGAUUUUCUGUUUCCGACCGAACCACAGUCUACUCAACCUGCUGUUCCUGGGAUCGCCAUGAACCCCAGAAAUGAGAUUUAUAACAACCUCAGCGAUAGCUCUCAUGAAGAUCGUGCUGCCGAACCAGAAGCGACUGAUGGUCGCACCUCUUCGAUCAUGUCCCGCCGGCGCCCUAUCCCCAUAGCUAUGCCAACGUCGAAGAAGCCCGUCAGAAAGCCCAUCCCUUCAAAGACUUCUCCAACCUCAACAAUGGCCACCCAACUCCAACCGAGCGAUGGCCCCAAGGACACUUUGAGCCGUAUCGAGGCACUGGAGACACGUCGUGAUGAGCUUGCCAAGCGCAGAUUCAACCUGGAGACUGUGAUUCACGAAUUGACACGAGUAAUUCAGCCGACCUCAACCAUUUAUGAUCAGGCCGCCAAAGCUGAGGUCAAACGAAGUGUACAAAGCAUCGAAAAUGAGAUUGCAGAGAUCAAACGAGAAGAACAUGAGCUGGGACUGAAGGCCACUCGCGCAUGGAGAAAAUUGGACGAGCGUGAGAAUCAUGGCGACGGGAGUAAUCUGUGGGUCAAGCGAGUCACGAGUUAG
Penicillium diatomitis is the source of this 1476-nucleotide messenger RNA. RefSeq lists its product as uncharacterized. Bases 1 to 1476 code for a protein of 491 amino acids. The record is from RefSeq and is a predicted model, not a curated record. NCBI's taxonomy places the organism in Eukaryota, Fungi, Ascomycota, Eurotiomycetes, Eurotiales, Aspergillaceae. The transcript is spliced from 3 exons.